UUCAAAUCAAAAUACUUCCCACAUACUACUACUUCGCCGCAAUCACAGCAAACAAGUAAAUAUUUUUUGUCGCUACUGGUUCUAACCGUCCUUUGACGCAGGUCAAAUUUACCGAAGAACCCGAACGUGCCAUGUGGCGAACGUUGGACACGUGAUCCGCCAGCGCUCUCCCACACGAUGUGGCGAAUGGCCAUGUGUCCAACAGUGUAAGGCAUUUACCACAUCGUGUGGGACCGGUUUACUUCUCAAGAAGUUUGCUUUCUGCUUUAUUUCUUUCAAUGAUCAAUUGACAUAUGUCACUGCUAGCUGCCAACAUUUUAUUCUGUCAAUUGUCUCUUUUCGCGCUGUGUUUUCUUUUUGGCGAACAGCAUGCGGGAAAUUACUACAGAUUAGUUUUCCUCCUAAAAAACAAAAAAAAACCUUGCUACAAACUAAAAAAUUACUCAAAGCAUUCGGAUACGUAUGAGAUUAUUGUAUAGUGCAUUCAAAGUGAAUCUUCUUGAUAAGAAAUUAUGAUAUAACGGUUGCACGAUGGGGGAAGCAAAAUUAGUGAGAAACGGUACCUGCAAAACGGUAGCUAUAAGAUACCGAUUCGUGUACGAAAAUGUUGGAGGAGGAGAGCCCUGCUUGGAGUUUCUCCCUCAUCCGCUAAUCAAAUUGAAAGUUGAUCCUCCAAAAACAGCAGUUCAGGAUAUCAACCCCGAAAGUAUUAAAUAUGAAGAUGAUAUCGACUAUCUACGUACGUUAGAUCCAAAGGAAUGGAAAAGCCAGGAUCAUUAUAAGGUUUUAGGUAUACAAACUUUGAGACACAAAGCAACAGAGGAAAUCAUCAAAACAGCAUACCGUAAAAAAGUUCUGAAACAUCACCCAGAUAAACGAAAAGCUAAUGGUGAAGACGUUAAAAAAGAUGAUUAUUUUACCUGUAUUACAAUGGCUUAUGAGACUCUGGGUAACCCCCUUAGAAGAAGAGCUUAUGAUUCUGUAGAUCCAGAAUUUGAUAACAAUAUACCAAGCGGAUCUGAUCUAAAAGGAGAUUUUUAUGAUACAUUUGGAUAUUAUUUUGAUUUGAAUGCAAGAUGGUCUGAGAGAGCACGUGUGCCUCAAUUAGGGAAUGCUGACUCAAGCCGAGAGGCUGUUGAGAAUUUCUACUCAUUUUGGUAUGAUUUUAAGUCUUGGAGAGAAUAUUCUUAUGAAGAUGAAGAAGAUAAGGAUAAAUGUCAAGAUAGAGAUGAAAGGAGAUACGUGGACAAAUUGAACAAAGCCGAGAGAUUGCGAAAGAAAAAAGAAGAAAUGUGUCGAAUCCGUCAGUUAGUAGAUUUGGCUUACAAUAAUGACCCACGGAUUGCCAAGUUCAAGCAGGAUGAUAAAGAGAAAAAAUUAGCUGCCAAAAGGGCUAAACAGAAUGCUGUACAAGCUAAGAGAGAAGAGGAAGAGCGACUAUUGAGAGAGUUACAACUUGCUAAGGAGAAGGCUGAGGCUAGCGAACGUGCGAGCAUCGAAGCCAAGAGACAGGAACGUGAGGCCCAAAGGAAAGCAUUGAAGAAAGAAAGAAAAACGCUUCGGGACACGUGCAAAGCAAAUAAUUACUACGUGGACAAUAGCGAGCAAAAUUUAGCUAACAUGACGGCAUUGGAAGCGUUAUGUGAGAGACUUUCCCUGAAUGAAAUGGAGGAACUCAAUAAAAACAUCAAAAACGAAGGUAAAUCUGCCUUCCUCAAAGCUAUUAAAGAAAAUCAACUGCGCCAAGAGCGCGAAAGGCAAGCUGUUCUAGAGCAAGCCAAGCAAAAAAACAAUGCAGAGAAAAACUCGGGAGUUGUCCUCAUAGCGCCUGAAUGGAAUGAGGAAAAUAUUCAGCUGUUAGUGAAAGCCGUAAACUUAUUCCCUGCUGGUACAAACCAGAGAUGGGAAGUCGUAGCGAAUUUCAUAAACCAACAUGGCACUUUCAGUGAAAAUACUAGUAAAUUCAAUUCAAAGUUGGUUUUAGCAAAAGCAAAGGAUUUACAAAACGCCGAUUUUUCGAAGAAUAAUUUAAAAGAAGUUGCUGCCAAGCAGGCAUUGGAAAGCUUUAAAAAGGACAAGAGAAAUGUUUUGAAUGUUGAUGAAAGCGGCAUAUCUAAAAAGUUGGAUUCUGAAGGGACAAAUAAUGUCAAAAAGUCAGUUUCUAACAGUGAGAUUACACCGAAAAAUGAAGUUCCUUGGACUACAGACGAGCAACAAUUAUUGGAGCAAGCUUUAAAGACGUACCCGGCCUCAACUGCAGAGCGUUGGGAUAGAAUAGCAGAAUGCAUUCCCAAUAGGACGAAAAAGGAAUGUAUGAGAAGGUAUAAAGAGUUAGUCGAGACUAUCAAAGCGAAAAAGGCCGCCCAGGCGGCUGUUCAGCAGACUAAGUGAUUUUCAGUGUGCCAGAAUUUUGUGGUUUCUGUCCCAGUUUUCUCCAUGUAAUUUCUCUACUGUCAAAUAAAUCUUUCCCCUGACA
This is a messenger RNA of Acanthoscelides obtectus, 2476 nucleotides long. NCBI's taxonomy places the organism in Eukaryota, Metazoa, Arthropoda, Insecta, Coleoptera, Chrysomelidae. The record is from the annotation of a GenBank genome assembly.